GUGCGCGAGACUUUAGAUUUGCGUUUUAAGUUCGUUGUUCCUCCCGUUUGCGCACACUAACGCCUACUUUUGUCCUCGGCAAUUGAAACAUGAAACGAUACGUGCGCUCGAUCUCCACGUGCACGAUUCUCAAGUUCGUAAACGCGUCAGGGGGCUCGGAAAUCGGAAAUAACCGAUGAUAAAAUGCGCGGAGUAGUGCGGUGGUUAGGAGCGGAGAGUGUUGGUGGCAGCAGCGCCACGCGAAGUUAGGCACAGAGGGGUGGUUACUCCGAGAAGGCGCGCGCGCACUCCGAUAGACGGAGCGAGACGGCGGCGGUGCGCGCCGCGAUUCAGAUCGAGUGCGACGAGGAUCGCGAGUGGGUCGCGGAGUUGCGCGAGCGGGAUCGAGAGUGGCCGAGACGUGGCGGGAGCGAGAGGUCCUGGUGCGCGAGCGAGAGCGAGAGGGUAGGGCGCGCGCGAGCGUAGCGGCGAGGAAGAGGUAGGCGGUGAGUUUGUUUAUCGCCUUGGUGAACGGCGAGAGCAGUCAGUGCGCGGUGCUACGCUCGAUGCGUUACACCUAGUGGUGACGGUACGGAACGCGGGCGCGUUCGGGGUAGCUGCUGUCGGACGGGAAAUUCGGUCGCGUUUUUCUCUCUUUCCCUCUCUCUGUCUCUCUUUCUCUCUCUCUCUCUCUCUCUUCCUCUCUCUUUUUCUCCUUCCCCGUACGGACGAACAGCGCGAGUGCCGUUCCCUCUCAUCGGUUCUCUACGCACGUGCGACGCAAUUUGAUCGUCUUCCCGACGUCAGGAGGGGCAGUUGGUUGGGUAAUCGUGCCGGAAGGACAUGUCGUGGUGCACUGCCAAGAGAUAGUAAAGGCUUUUUCCGCAUUAUCGUGCGUCGAUCUGGUGACAUUCGCGCGUCCCCGAGAGAUUCGUCAGCGGUCUUUCUCUGCUUUCCCACUCGCACGAAAAAUCUGUCAUCGGCUACGUGGAAACGAGCAUUCGCUGCAUCGGGAUAAGACCAAGCCCGUCUCGUCGGCGACGACGACGAGCAAAACCCACGGUGCAGUGUCGUCCCGUCCUCGCCGUGACACGACUUCAUCCGUCGUCGGCGACGUGCACGUCACACGCGUCGCUUCCGGCCACGCUCCCGAGAGAAGAGUGCGCGCGGAUCCGAUGCGAGACCCGCGAAUUUCAUAGAUCGUCGAGACGAGGACUCACGUGGUGUCGGUCGUCAUUCCGCUCGUCGGUCGCGAGACAACGCGAAAUCGUCCGCGAACGCCACGCGAACGCUCUCCAGCGCCGCAGAUAUUAUCGGAGAUACCGCCCGCAUCAGCAACCGUAGAACUCGUCGUCACUCGCCGUCGACGAGAUGAUCUUCAGAGUGACGUUAUUGAUUGUGUGCGCGCUGCUGGCCGGCGUGAUAUCCGAACCGAGACCGCGACCGCGACCAGUGCCGAUCUAUUCGAAUCAGUUCGCCGUUUACGUGCCCAGUGGACUGGAGGCCGCCGACGAGAUCGCCCAGGAACACGGAUUCGACAACCAUGGCCAGAUCGGCGCUCUGAAAAAUUACUACCUCUUCUCUCAUAAGCGACUGCACAAGAGGUCCCUCACUGUGAGCGAACCGCAUCACAAGGCGCUCAGAGAUGAACCGCGGGUGCACUGGUUCCAGCAGCAGCACGAGAAGAAACGCAAGAAGCGCGACUUCGGCGCAGCAUCUUACGCAUUCUCCGAUUAUCAACCCUUCUUCAGCGAAUUCGGACCGCGUCCGCGACAGGUCUCCGCGUUCCAUCGCCAAAGGAACCGGGGUGUGCCGCUCCAAAAUCUGUUCACGGAUCCGCUCUUCAAGGAGCAAUGGUACCUGAACGGCGGUGCCAAGGACGGCUAUGACAUGAAUCUCGGCCCGGCCUGGCAGAAAGGCUACACCGGCAAGGGUGUCGUCGUUUCGAUCCUGGACGACGGUAUCCAGACCAACCAUCCCGAUCUAGCGCUCAAUUACGAUCACCAGGCCAGCACGGACAUCAACGAUAACGACGACGAUCCGAUGCCGAGGGACAAUGGCGAUAACAAGCACGGUACCCGAUGCGCCGGCGAAGUUGCUGCCGUUGCCUUUAAUCAGAUCUGCGGCGUCGGUGUAGCUUAUAAUUCCAGCAUCGGAGGCGUGCGAAUGCUCGAUGGCCCGGUAAACGACGCCGUCGAGGCCAGAGCACUGGGAUUGAAUCCUGAUCACAUCGACAUAUACAGCGCCUCCUGGGGUCCCGAGGACGACGGCAAGACCGUCGACGGUCCGGGCCCUCUCGCCAGGAGGGCGUUUAUUUACGGAGUGACGAGCGGGCGUAAGGGCAAGGGCUCGAUCUUCGUAUGGGCGUCCGGUAACGGCGGUCGACACACCGACUCGUGCAACUGCGAUGGCUACACGAACAGCAUUUUCACAUUGUCGAUCUCGAGCGCGACCCAGGGUGGCUACAAGCCUUGGUAUCUGGAGGAAUGCAGUUCCACCCUGGCAUCCACAUACUCGUCAGGCACCCCCGGCAACGACAAGAGCGUCGCUACCGUGGAUAUGGACGCCAAGUUGCGUCCCGAUCACAUCUGCACGGUGGAGCACACCGGAACAUCCGCCUCGGCGCCGUUGGCCGCUGGCAUCGCCGCUCUCGCCCUCGAGGCGAACCCCAGCUUAACGUGGCGAGAUAUGCAGUACCUGGUGGUGCUCACCUCAAGAUCCGAACCGUUGAACAACGAGCCCGGUUGGAUAUUGAAUGGCGUGAAGAGGAAGGUCUCGCAUAAGUUUGGAUACGGUCUGAUGGAUGCCGGUGCCAUGGUCAGCUUGGCCGAACAGUGGACCAAUGUGCCACCCCAGCAUAUAUGCAAAUCCGAUGAGAUCAACGAGGAGAGACCGAUCGAUCCUACGUACGGGUAUACUUUGAGCGUAUAUAUGGACGUCACCGGAUGUGCUGGUUCCUUGAAUGAAGUACGGUUCCUGGAGCACGUACAGUGUAAGGUUUCCUUGAGGUUCUUCCCUCGAGGAAAUUUGAGGCUGCUGCUGACUUCGCCGAUGGGCACAACGUCGACUCUAUUGUUUGAACGACCACGCGAUGUUCUCAGUUCCAACUUCGACGAAUGGCCCUUCCUCAGCGUGCACUUCUGGGGUGAAAAGGCAGACGGUCGAUGGACCCUGCAGAUUAUUAAUGCUGGGAAUCGACACGUUAAUUCGCCAGGCAUCCUAAAGAAGUGGCAGCUGAUCUUCUACGGCACAUCGACGAACCCGAUCCGCAUACGCACGCGACAAUUUAACCCGGUACAUUCUGCCUACAUUUCCUCCCAUUCCGUGCGUUAUCCGUUCACGGUAGACGAUCCGCUACAACUGUCCGGCUAUCCGGGCAAUAGCGACUUCUUUUCUGCGUCUACCUUUCAGAGUUACCAAGGUCCGUACGCUGGCGCCGCGUCGAACAUACAGGCGUCUGUGGCCACCCUGGACGGCUCGUCGGCGUCGCUUCUAACGAACCGCUUGCCUGGUGAUGUCUCAUCGGCCUCCGCGUUUGAUUCACCUUCGAUGGCGUCGUCCGCUCAAGCGGAUGGCACUCUCGACACUGCCAGGAGAAUACUGCACGACUGCGAUCCUCAGUGCGACGCGCAGGGCUGCUACGGCAAAGGUCCGACGCAGUGCGUCGCUUGUAAAAAUUAUCGCCUUGACAACACGUGCGUUAGUCGUUGCCCGCCGAGAAGUUUUCCCAACCAGGGCGGCGUGUGUUGGCCAUGCCACGAGUCCUGUGAGAUUUGCGCAGGUGCCGGACAGGACUCCUGUCUCUCGUGCGCUCCUGCACACCUUCGCGUCACCGAUUUAGCAGUCUGUCUUCAGCAAUGUCCGGAGGGCUAUUACGAAAACACAGAGAACAGCACGUGCGUGCCGUGCGAAGCCAACUGCGCUAGUUGUCAGGAUAGACCAGACAAAUGUACCAGUUGCGAGCACCACUUGGUGAUGCACGAGAACAAGUGCUACGCCGCGUGUCCAUCAUACACGUACGAGACCCAGGACUACAACUGUGCACCGUGCCAUCCCACCUGCGAGAGCUGCAACGGUACGGCGGAGGAUCAGUGCAUUGCCUGCCGAUCCGGGCUGUUCGCUUUGAACGGCACGUGUCGUGCUUCGUGUCCGGUCGGCUACAGCGCUGACAAGAAGCGGCACGAGUGCGUGGCGUGCCCUCCCGGUUGCGCGAGCUGCGCUAUGCAAAGCUGCACCAGCUGCAUCGACGGCUGGAGCCUGAACAAGAAAGGCCUCUGCGCGCCUGAGACUCGCAGCAACUGCGACUCGGGCCAGUACUACGAAAGUGGCCAGUGCAAAUCGUGUCACUCAUCCUGCGAGACCUGCGCCGGCCCCUUGGAGGACCAUUGCAUAUCCUGCACGAGCCCACUGCUGCUCCAAGGCAAACGCUGCGUCUCCCAGUGCGACGACGCGUAUUAUUCCGUGUUAGUACAACCCUCGCGACCAGUUUGCGUUCCUUGCCUGCACACUUGCAAGAGCUGCGUCUCCCGUCUCAAUUGCACCGCCUGCCAGGAUGGGCUGCAGCUGCAGAGCGGAGAAUGUAGAUCGUCCUGCGCGCCAGGUUAUUACAGCGACAGGGGCCAGUGCGCCAAAUGUUAUUUGUCAUGCAAGACGUGCUCGGGACCCAGAAGAGAUCAGUGCGUCACCUGUCCGAAAGGCUGGCAGCUGGCGGCCGGCGAAUGCCACCCCGAAUGUCCGGAAGGUUUCUUCAAGUCCAACUUCGGCUGUCAGAAGUGUCAUCACUAUUGCCGCACGUGCAAAGGCGAAGGGCCGUUAGAGUGCACUUCUUGUCCACCUCACUCAAUGUUGGAGGGCGGUCUAUGUAUGGAGUGCCUGGGCGCGCAAUACUACGAUCCGCUGACCCAGCUCUGCAAGAGUUGUCACCUCGAUUGCCGAAGGUGCACCGGCCCCGGCAAGUUCAGCUGCGCCGCGUGCUCGCCACCACUGCAUUUGGACAAGUUGAACAACCAGUGCGUGCCUUGCUGUACGGGCAACGAGAAGGGGGCGCAAGCGGAAGAGUGUUGCCUCUGUGAUCCGGAAACCGGUGGCUGCAGGAACAGUUCGCCGGCUGGUAAGAGGAGAGUACCGGGAACCGAGUUUUCGGCCGACACGGUCUCUGAAUCGUACGAUAACUACGGCAAAUCGAAUAGCAACAGUGACUCGGCAUCGCUCGCCGUAACAGCGGCCACGACCAUGGCGGUCGCCAUCUGUUUGGCGUCGGUUGCGUUGUUUGCGACGAUAUUCAUCGCCCUUCAGGCCUGGUCCGGCAGGAGGGAGGCUAAUAUGGGCUACACACAGCUUGCCGUGAAGGUGGAACAGUCCGAGGAUGGGGAGGCCGAUGACGCGACAGAGUUGAUAACCUAGACUUCGUUAGCGACGACGUAGCUAAUGACCGUUUGCCGAAGAGUCGCAGGGAGCUCGACGAGUCUCGAUUGUGAUCGAUUUGCAAGCCAGAAGUUACGUACUCUCGCGUCAGCGAGGUUCCGAAAUAAUCCAGAGCUGGUGCGUGCGUGAUGACGAGGAAAAUGGGGAAAAUGCUGGUGUCCACGUAGCAGGAAGGGGGGAGCGGAAGGAGAAGCAAGAUCGGGAGCAAGCGAAGGGGGAUGAUGAUUCGUCGAAAACGUGAUAGUAGAAGAACUCCGUAGAGUGAUGCAUGAGAACAGCGAGAAAGGGAGGGAGAGAAAGGAAGGAAGCGUGAUUGUCGUUUACUUGGCCGUGGUACGGUCGCGUGAAUGUGCGAAUGUACUGCAAGGGGUGUGUUUUAGCUAGAGAUAUACUUCCCAGCGAAGUCCGUCGCGAAGUACUUUCAACGGCGGACGGUGAUCCGAAAGACACGGUGGAAAAGGGUGAAGGACAUUAUAAAGUGCCUGAUUAGUGACGCCCUUGAUCCCACAACCCUUUCGCAUUUCCCCUCCGACGCUUUCUGUCCCGGAAGUAACGCCGAUCAUCCUCGUCGGUUAUCUCGUUGUCGCGUAGUACACAUCUGUGGGCGAAUAGAAACUUUACAUCAACCGCUUCGCGCGACAGACCGCGUUGCGAGAGAGUCGAGAGUAAUCUAGCUCGUUCGGUAGUAUCCUCAAAUUGUAUCCAUUGACAUAUUAUUUUAUUAUUUUUGUCCUCGUGCAACAUUCUCGACGCGACCGAUGACCAUCGGGUUAUCGAAGGGACGAAGGUGCGUCUCCUUCUUCACCUCUCUUCAGAAAGGCUACAUCCGACAUCCCGUCAGCAACGGUGAAGGGACGUUCAAAGUGGCCUCCGUACAUUAGGCUGAACCACGGACCACGUAAUGGUAAUCGUUAAUCGUGACUUAUGACUGGAUAUUGUUAUAUAUUUGUACAAAUGAUAAUAGUAACGAGUGACCGAACAAAGGGGGGUAAUCGCAAGAAUCAGGAGGAAGAAGCUGUAGCGAGAUGACAAAGAGGAAGGAGGACGAGGCAAAGAGCUAAUAAAGAAAAAAAGAAGAAUGGAAGAUCCGAAGAUCAAGCUCGGCAGUUGGCUUCGUUCUCUCAUCUCGAGUUUCGAUUAAUCGACAGUUUGCACACCCGAAGGAACCAACGGACUCUUACUCUCGUUGCUACUGCGAUCGCCCGAUUAUCCGACGCGUCUGUGUGACCAUCAGUCUCGUCACAUUCCAGUACCUCCCAACUGACGCAACCCACGCCGUCGAUACGACCAUUGCGUUUUUUUUUGUAAACUGUUUGUUGUUAUUAUUUGAUUGUCUACAACGAUGUUUUGUUUAAUAGCCCACUUUCCGCGUUGUUCUAUUUCCUUAAUUCUCGCUCGUGUCUCGUUCUUUCUGUGUUCCGUUGGAAUUGCACAUGAGAAACUGUUUUAGAGGAAAAAAAACAAAAAGAAAGGAAAAGAAAUAAAAUAUACGUAAGAAUAAAUACGAAGGCAGGAGAGGCAAACCAUACCAUACCAUACGCAACGAUCCGCAGCGAAUCGAUAUUCUCGAAAGCCAUCGCCCACGCCUACUCGUGUGAAUAUUGACUUUCUCCUCGUGAUUUGAUAUAAAGCUAUUAUUGUACUUUUAUGAUGACCGCGAUUAUAAAUAUAUACAUAUAUAUACACCA
Molecule: messenger RNA, 7091 nt
Organism: Ooceraea biroi (clonal raider ant)
Lineage: Eukaryota; Metazoa; Arthropoda; Insecta; Hymenoptera; Formicidae
Gene: Fur2
Product: furin-like protease 2
Biological process (GO): protein processing
Cellular component (GO): Golgi membrane; trans-Golgi network
Molecular function (GO): serine-type endopeptidase activity
Source: RefSeq, a predicted model, not a curated record